This is a messenger RNA of Styela clava, 1537 nucleotides long. RefSeq names its product charged multivesicular body protein 5-like. Lineage: Eukaryota; Metazoa; Chordata; Ascidiacea; Stolidobranchia; Styelidae. The record is from RefSeq and is a predicted model, not a curated record. Gene Ontology annotation, cellular component: multivesicular body. Gene Ontology annotation, biological process: late endosome to vacuole transport via multivesicular body sorting pathway; vesicle budding from membrane.
GCAAAAACAUGAUUUUCUAUUUUGCAUCUCUGUAAUUCCAGUACUACAGUACUAUAUUAUACAAAUUAUUGCUAUUUCUCACUAAAUAUAAAAGAUGGACAGACUAUUUGGAAAAUCAAAGCCAAAGCAGCCUCCUGCCAACUUGACUGACUGUAUUUCAAAUGUCGAUAGUCGUGGCGAAUCCGUGGAGAAAAAGAUCGCAAAGCUUGAUGCAGAACUUGUGAAAAUUAAAAACCAAAUGAAAAAGAUGAGAAAUGGACCUUCUAAGAACAUGCUCAAACAAAAGGCACUCAAGAUAUUAAAACAGAAAAAAAUGUAUGAAGGCCAAAGGGACAAUUUAAUGCAACAAUCGUUCAAUAUGGAACAAGUGAAUUUUACCGUAAAUAAUUUGAAAGACACACAAACAACUGUAUCUGCUAUGAAAACAGGAUUAAAAGAAAUGAAAAAAGAAUACAAGAAAGUUGACAUCAAUAAGAUCGAGGAUCUCCAAGAUGACAUGACAGACAUGCUAGAGAUGGCAGAUGAAAUCAAUGAAACUCUAGGAAGAGAUUACGCAAUGCCUGAUGUGGAUGAGGAAGAUCUUGAAGCUGAAUUCGAUGCAUUGGGAGAUGACUUCCUUGCAGACGAGGAUACUUCAUACCUGGAUGAAGCAUCUUCUGCUCCUGCUGUUCCUGACACUGAACCUGGUGCCGCUGUCUCGGAGGGUGGAGUGGCAGUAGAUGAGUUUGGACUCCCACAGAUCCCAUCGACGUAAACUUCAUUCUUCAACAUUUAAAGAACUAUACAAGAUUAAUAUGUUAAGUAUUGACUGCACCUGGACUGGGGUCUGAGACAAUGGACUCAAGAUUGAAUAAAUAUUGGAUCACCCCACUCCCCGUUUUGGGGGUAAAAAAAUUCACUCUUGGCACUGGGUUGUAGAAAAUUAUAAUUCCGGAUCCGAACUCAAAACCCUUUGAAAAUCAAAUUUCUAUAACUUAAAGUUUUAAGCAUAUAAGCCUUCUUUAUAAUGCCGUGAGAACCCUUAGUAAACUCAAUGCUUUCCGAGUUCUGUGGAAAACUCUGACUUCCCUUUGAAUGAAAUCCCGUUUCUGUCAAAAUUCGAACAUUCAAGCUUGGGAGUUUGAAAAUACGACUCCUGGCUGGUAUGCACAUACAUAUGAUCAAAACUUCAGUCUCCGGCGCUCCGAAAGUAUUCGUACCAAGAUGACGCACAACCUGAAUAACCUUAACCUGGCACACAUACUAUGUUCAGGUUGUGCGCCAUCUUGGUACGAAUAUUUUGAGAGUACCCUUUAGUCUUCAGCGAGAUGGGAACUUCGAGUCUGGAAAUACGGCUGCUACUCCAGUGAAAACAUAUCAAAUGUAGACUCCACAGCCCUGGCUGAGCAGUAUCAAAACUAUGGUUAAUUUUUUACAUCUCAAUGCCUUGAGAAAGCUCUACUUAGUACUUGUAAUAUUUGUAGCUAGAUAACUUUUUUGGUGUUUCACACCGACACCAUCUUCUUGAAGCUGCGAUGUUCAAAAAAAAAUAAUAAUC